AAGAAGCGAGACACGGAAAGAAUGAAUCACAAAGAUGGCGCUGAUGCUUGGGGUUCUCAAAGGCCAGAAACGCCCCCUUGGGAUGCAUCAGAGUAUAGUCAACUCAUCUCUGCAGGGCCGUUGCUGCCACUACUAGAACACUAUGCAGGCAUAGGUUCUUAUGACCAAAACACUCUUAGGGGGCCCCCGUGGCAAGUUCAGUCACAAGGCGCUAACACUGACAAAUGUACGGGCAGCCAACUUCAACUAGCUAGUAUGGCUAAUCAAGAGUCUUCAUGCAGCACGUGGCAUCAGGCAGCACCCAUAUACCUGCCAUCGACGUCAUACACAGGUUAUUACGCUGGUGGUAACCCGGCAUACGUCUCGUGGCAAGCUUCACAAAUUGCAGGUGGAGCACGUCAUUUUGGUCUCACGGCCACACAAGAUGGUCAAAUGCAGCACAACAAGGGCCUACAACUACAGUGAACAGCGGCACGGGGACAUCUACUGUGGGGAGCUCUGAGCGCACGGAAGACGCGUUCCACCAGCCAGCAGACAAUCAUGCCACAAACAAUUUUGAGUCAGAGUCGGGAAUGGCAAUCAUUCCAGCAAUGCCAACAAGCACCCCUUUGAACACAAUCACUGCCAACACUCAAGUAGAUGGAACUGCCGCCGAUACUGAAGUGAAUGAUGAAACUGACGACGACGCACAAGGGGAUGAAGAUGGUGCGCAAUCAGAGAUCAUGGUACCUCAGCCACCGUACAUU
Messenger RNA from Triticum dicoccoides, 746 nucleotides. RefSeq lists its product as uncharacterized. Lineage: Eukaryota; Viridiplantae; Streptophyta; Magnoliopsida; Poales; Poaceae. The record is from RefSeq and is a predicted model, not a curated record. The coding region runs from base 22 to 465 and encodes 147 amino acids. The transcript has 5 exons.